AAAGUGUCAAGCUGCGCCGUGCUCGAGUGGCCUUUUUCUCCUGCUUUUAAAGAGACCAGAGGAAGGGUGACGAAAAUAAAAAGGCAACAAUCUGUUUGGAAACAUAAAGACGGGUGACUGGAUGGAUCAGCAGCACCACCGGGGCUUCAGUCCUCCUGGAUCUGCAGCCGGAGCUGCCGUCCCCACGUUUCACCCCCCGAUGAUGCGGCUGUCGGUCAUCUCGACCACCGGCGUCCCGGUGGAGCUCACCGUCCCCCGCGGAGAGACUGCCGAGGGCCUGAGGAGUCGUAUCUCCCAAAAACUGCGACUACAAACCGACAGAAUCGUACUUCUGCAUAAAGACAGGCCCCUGACAGCUGGGAAACUGUUGGAGCAGGGUGUGACUGAUGGCAGCAGACUGACACUGGUCCCAGUUAUAGAGGCAGGAUUGAUAUGCACCACGACCAGACAGAGGAACGUGAUGGACAUGUUGGAAAGGUUAACAGAAGUCCAGAUUAAUGAUUUCCUGUCUGGGCUCUCCCCUCUGACUCUCAACAUCGGAGCUGGUUCCCAGACCAUGUAUGUGGAGCUCCAGCUGUCUGCACAAGAUGUGAAGGAUCUGCAGCAAGACAGGGACUUAAAGGCUCAAAGCAGUUGCAAGCCCAAAAGUGACCUUCACACUUCCAGCAGUUUGAGCCAUCCCGACUCUCCUUCGUCUCGGUCCUCCACAGAAUCCAGUACGUCUCAGACUUCCUCUCCAGCUCUUCAUUCGACUGACUCUAAAUCCUCCAUCCAGUGUAGCACACAGAGACCCAGACCUUCCUCUAACUCAACCACUAGUGUCCUGAAUCAAAGCUGCCACAACCCGUUGCCUCCUGAUCCGUCCUGUUUGGGUCACUCGUCUUCGGGUUUACCACGUCCCAGCUGUCCACUGCCAGCAACCACACCAGUCUGCUCAGCUGUACUCACCAGCUCCACCCCGGGACCCCUCAGUCCAGCACAAGCCUCAACAUUUUCAGAGGGUGAUGUUAAUGCAGAACUGUCCAAGCAGCCAGGAGCAGUCAUAGAGACUCUCGUCAGUCACUCUCCAGGUGUCUUCUCUGGGACUUUUUCUGGAACACUGGUCCCUUGUCCUCAGAGCGGCAUCGGUCAUCCCCGACGUGGCAUCGCCAUAAUUCUUCAAAUCCUCAACGACCUCCUCAGAGCCGCAUACUACAACCAGGAGGGCGCUCCUACUUAUCCUCUCCUUCAGCGCUGUCAUCCAUCAAACCUGCCCGUCAGCCAGCUGAUCACAGAGGAGUCCUCCGAAGAAAGAAGCAAGCCACCACUAAUGCAGAGGGCAGCGCACACGGGUGAUGACAGCCAGCUGCUGCACUUGAGCAAAGAGGAAAAUAAGACAUUGCACUGUAAGCUGGAGCGCCUUCAGCUUUUGAUGCAUCAGAGGCGCCUCCGCAGGCGGACUCGUAGGAGCUCACACCUCAGGCAAACCUUUUGCUUGCACCAGCAUCGUCGCCAUCGCUCAUAAUCUUCUGGAACAGAAGAGAUCCAUUCACUGUGACAGCUUUGGGUCUUGAUGACAAGUCAGAGAAACCCUGGCUGACCUCUGCCUUUGUAACAAGGACCGCUCACAUUAAUAUCAGAAAUAUUUAAAAAGUUAAAAAAAUAAAAAGAUCUGGGUGUUUUGUGUCUGUAGUAAUGCUGCUCUUUAUGUAUUUCUUUAUAUUGUCACAAAUGUCUAAGUAAAAGAAAAUUCAACUUUUUUUCAAGUCUUUUAAGAGCCUUCCUCUUUUGAGUCUGCUGCUGCUUCCACAUAUGUCUUGAUGCCGAUUGUCAGCUGUUUCCUAAUGUUAUGUAAACAGCCUAUGUAGGGCUGAACUGUACGUAUAUGUACCUGUAGCCCAUCACCUCUGUUGAGAGAUGAUCUUUCUAGUUUGCUUUUUUUGAUCAGAUAGCUAUCCCCAGGUAUUAAGCGCUUUCUUAAUAUGUAUUUCUCCACUUCCUUAUCCUUCUAUUUUACGACACCAUCAAACAUUUUUAGCCUGUAUUGCAGGUUUAUGCUCCAGGGGCCUGGGUAUUACCCUUUGUGUGUAAAGCUUAUUCUCAGUAUCUCAAUGUUUACCUUUUGUCAUUCUUUAUGUGCCCAAUACACUCCAGAAAGAGCAGCUUGUUUUUGUGGACAGCUUAGUUUUGCAAGUUUAUAUGAUUUGUGAAGACUUCUACUACUCUGUUCUUUUGUUUUUAUUUUCCCCAAGAUGUAAUCCAUGCAUGUGAGCUAUUGUGUUUCUCUCUGCAGUAUAAAGAAAGAAAGAAAUAUAUGAAUUUUCCUCUCAUCGGUCAAUUGCAGUUUUUUUUAGAUAUGCUUUAUAAAUAAACUCGACCUUACUUUGCUUGAAGAUGAUACAAAGAACCC
Messenger RNA from Cololabis saira (Pacific saury), 2389 nucleotides. Its product is annotated as midnolin-like. The record is from RefSeq and is a predicted model, not a curated record. Gene Ontology annotation, molecular function: protein binding. The transcript has 7 exons. Lineage: Eukaryota; Metazoa; Chordata; Actinopteri; Beloniformes; Belonidae. Gene Ontology annotation, cellular component: nucleus. The coding region runs from base 122 to 1504 and encodes 460 amino acids.